This is a messenger RNA of Condylura cristata (star-nosed mole), 3610 nucleotides long. RefSeq names its product protocadherin gamma-A10-like. Gene Ontology annotation, biological process: homophilic cell-cell adhesion. Gene Ontology annotation, cellular component: plasma membrane. The transcript has 8 exons. Lineage: Eukaryota; Metazoa; Chordata; Mammalia; Eulipotyphla; Talpidae. The coding region runs from base 65 to 3610 and encodes 1181 amino acids. Gene Ontology annotation, molecular function: calcium ion binding. The record is from RefSeq and is a predicted model, not a curated record.
AAUGGCGAGCUCAUCAGGAUGGUAAAGAAAGAAUAAGAGGAUUCUUCUAAAUUUAGAAAAAGUUAUGCUGGUUAGAAUAAAAAAUCAAUUAUUAGAAAUGUUGUACUCAACUCCAGGCGACCCAGGAGACCGGAACCUACUGCUGGUUAUCAUAAUUAUCGCUGCCUGGGAGGCGGGCAGCGGUCAGAUCCACUACUCGGUCCCGGAGGAAGCCAAACACGGCACCUUUGUGGGCCGCAUCGCCCAGGACCUGGGGCUGGAGCUGGCCGACCUGGUGCCCCGCCUGUUCCGGGUGGCGUCCAAAGGCCGCGGCGACCUUCUGGAGGUAAAUCUGCAGAAUGGCAUUUUGUUUGUGAAUUCUCGGAUCGACCGGGAGGAGCUGUGCGGGCGGAGCGCGGAGUGUAGCCUCCACCUGGAGGUGAUCGUGGACAGGCCGCUGCAGGUUUUCCACGUGGAGGUGGAGGUGAAGGACAUCAAUGACAAUUCUCCUGUGUUCCCUGCGACACAAAAGAAUCUGUUUAUGGCCGAAUCCAGGCCGCUUGACUCUCGGUUUCCACUAGAGGGCGCGUCGGAUGCAGAUAUCGGGGAGAAUGCUCAGCUCACUUACAGGCUGAGUCCCAAUGAAUAUUUCUCUCUGGACGUACCAACCAACCACGAACAGGUAAAACCUCUCGGACUUUUAUUAAGGAAACCUUUAGACAGGGAAGAGUCUCCGGAACUUCAUUUAACUCUCACGGCCACUGAUGGAGGCAAACCCGAACUGACUGGCACUGUUCAGGUACUAGUGAAAGUGCUGGACGCCAAUGACAAUGCUCCGGUUUUUGACAAAGCACUCUACGCAGUGAAACUACCAGAAAAUGCACCUAACGGAACGUUGGUCAUUAAACUAAACGCCUCAGAUUUAGACGAAGGCUUGAAUGGGGAUAUCAUUUACUCAUUCUCUAGUGACGUUUCUCCAGAUGUAAAAUCUAGGUUCUACAUAGACCCCAUAAGUGGAAGAAUUACAGUAAUAGGACUAAUCGAUUUUGAAGAAAGUAAAGCAUACAAAAUACGAGUGGAGGCAAUUGAUAAAGGCGCCCUACCACUAGCUGGUCAUUGCACAGUUCUUGUGGAAGUUCUGGAUGCUAAUGACAAUGCUCCAGAGUUGACUGUUACUUCCCUGUCUCUCCCUAUUUCAGAGGAUGCUCAACCUGGCACAGUCAUCACUUUGAUUAAUGUGUUUGACCGAGAUUCUGGAGCUGAUGGCCAGGUGACAUGCUCUUUAACACCCCAAGUACCUUUCAAGCUGGUGUCCACCUUCAAGAACUAUUACUCCCUGGUGCUGGACAAAGCCCUGGACCGCGAGAACAUAUCGAACUAUAAACUGGUGAGGCGGCCGCGGGUGUGCUCGGGAGAAGGGCCGCCCAAGGCUGACCUCAUGGCCUUCAGCCCUUGUCAACCUCCAGGACCCGUAUCAGCAGACAAUGUAUCAUCAAAACGAGGACUUGAAAUGACGUUUUCUUGGCGAGGAGACCCGAGAUGCCAGUGUCUGCUCCUCUCCCUUCUGCUCCUCCCAGCCUGGGAGGCGGGGAGCGGCCAGGUCCGCUACUCGGUCCCCGAGGAGGCCAAACACGGCACCUUCGUGGGCCGCAUCGCCCAGGACCUGGGGCUGGAGCUGGCCGACCUGGUGCCCCGCCUGUUCCGGCAGAGGCGGCCGCGGGUGUGCUCGGGAGAAGGGCCGCCCAAGGCUGACCUCAUGGCCUUCAGCCCCAGCCUGCCUCCGGGUCCCAGUUCUGCAGAAAGCCCGGAAUACCGAGUGGGAUCCCGCUUUCUGCUACUCUCCUUUCUGCUGCUGUCAGUCUGGGAGGUGGAGAGCGGCCAGGUCCGCUACUCGGUCCCCGAGGAGGCCAAACACGGCACCUUCGUGGGCCGCAUCGCCCAGGACCUGGGGCUGGAGCUGCAGAGGCGGCCGCGGGUGUGCUCGGGAGAAGGGCCGCCCAAGGCUGACCUCAUGGCCUUCAGCCCCAGCCUGCCUCCGGGUCCCAGCUCUGCAGAUGCAAUGGAAGUUCCUCAAGCUCCUUUGGACUCUUCUGGGAAGGUUGAUCUCAACUAUUCCGAUAAAAUUGGAUGCAAGAAAUGGAAUAGAAAAAUCUGCCUCUUUCAUAUCGCUGUUUAUCAAUUUGUAAAGCAAGAAAAAGGAAUGAUGUUAAUCUACAGACUGAGCGUCCACAGAGCCUGGUGCCUGCUGCUCUCCCUUCUGCUCCUCUCAGCCUGGGAGGCGGGGAGCGGCCAGGUCCGCUACUCGGUCCCCGAGGAGGCCAAACACGGCACCUUCGUGGGCCGCAUCGCCCAGGACCUGGGGCUGGAGCUGGCCGACCUGGUGCCCCGCCUGUUCCGGGUGGCGUCCAAAGGCCGCGGCGACCUUCUGGAGGUAAAUCUGCAGAAUGGCAUUUUGUUUGUGAAUUCUCGGAUCGACCGGGAGGAGCUGUGCGGGCGGAGCGCGGAGUGUAGCCUCCACCUGGAGGUGAUCGUGGACAGGCCGCUGCAGGUUUUCCACGUGGAGGUGGAGGUGAAGGACAUUAAUGACAAUCCGCCGGUCUUCUCAGUCUCAGAACAAAAGCUCUCCAUACCAGAAUCUCGGCUGCUUGACUCUAGAUUUCCACUAGAGGGCGCUGCUGACGCGGAUGUUGGCGAGAACGCAAUGCUUACUUACAGACUUAGUCCAAAUGAGUUUUUCAUUCUUGAUACCGUAAACAAAAAAGACAAAGGCAAAUUCCCAGUGCUUGUUCUACGAAAAUUACUGGAUCGUGAAGAAAAUCCUCAAUUUCAGUUGUUAUUAACGGCAACUGAUGGAGGCAAACCCGAACUUACCGGAUCCGUUACUCUGCUGAUUUUGGUGUUGGAUGCCAACGAUAAUGCACCCAUAUUUGACCGAUCCGUUUAUGAAGUUAAGCUGUAUGAAAACUCAGCGAACCAAACUGUAGUAAUAUGCCUAAACGCUUCUGAUGCUGAUGAAGGCACAAACAAGGAAAUGAUAUAUUCAUUUAGUUCUUUGGUUCCACCCAGCGUAAGGAGGAAAUUCCUGAUGAAUGACAUGACAGGAGAAAUAAAAGUAAACGAUGUUAUUGACUUUGAGGACAGUAACAGCUAUGAAAUUCAUGUAGAUGUUGCAGAUAAAGGAAAUCCACCUAUGGUUGGUCACUGCACCGUCUUAGUGGAAAUCCUUGAUGAAAAUGACAAUUCACCGCAGGUGUUUGUCACUACUUUGGCUCUCCCAGUGCCAGAGGAUGCUCAGGUGGGCACUGUCAUCGCCUUGAUCAGAGUGUCCGAUCGCGACUCUGGCACCAACGGGAAGGUGACCUGCUCCCUAACACCCAACGUCCCCUUCAAGCUGGUGUCCACCUUCAAGAAUCACUAUUCAUUGUUGUUGGCCAGCGCCUUGGACCGCGAGAGUGUGUCGAACUAUGCUCUGGUGGUGACCGCGCGCGACGGGGGCUCGCCCCCGCUGUCGGCCACGGCCAGCGUGUCGGUGGAGGUGGCCGACGUGAACGACAACGCGCCCGCGUUCGCGCAGCCCGAGUACACGGUGUUCACAACACUGAUGAACUUUAUUGCAAUUGAUAACAGUUAG